Molecule: messenger RNA, 3274 nt
Organism: Mercenaria mercenaria
Lineage: Eukaryota; Metazoa; Mollusca; Bivalvia; Venerida; Veneridae
Exons: 3
Coding region: 2566-3081 (171 amino acids)
Source: RefSeq, a predicted model, not a curated record
UUUAAUUUUACCUUUUAUGAAACAGAAAUAGUAUUUGACAAAGUAGUUUUUUAAUAAUCUAAUUUUAUCUGUGUAUACUACAAAACGUUUUAUAAUUUGACAAUGAUUGAAUAUCUUUUCUCAUGGUGUGAUCGAUGAUACCGUCAAACGGAAAGAUGAUUAUAUAUGAAUGGUUUUGAACCUCCAACAUAAAAACAAAAUAUUUAUCACCUUAGUGUUAGAUUUCUCACUUGUUAGACGUCUUCUACUAUACUGACAAAAUCAAACAUGUUUUAAAUGUGAUUGUAGAAUUCUUUUUUUGUGUGGAUUUAAUACGAUUUUGAGUGUUUAAUUGCUAAAUUUAUCUUAACGAUGAUUUUGAUUGUAAAGCUUUUGGAUGUAAUAAUGUGUUAUUUGAGAUCUAACUACGUUUUUAUUGCUGAUACGUUUAAAUAAUAUAGUAACAUAAGAACGAAAAUGCAUAAUUUAUAGGCAAGUGUUUCUCAUUUCCCUUUUUUAAAAUUUAGGAAGAAAAUACAGUAGACAAGCGCAUAUAAGUCAUGCUAAAUUCCAAGAAGUACUUACUUCACUAAAUUGCUAAUUUCAGAGUUAAAUAUACAGCCAGGCAGCUAUAAAAUUCUUCAAAAUGCACAGAGAACAUCACAUUUCAAGAUUUUAAGGAUAUUUUCAUGAUUCAAGGCAACACAUUUUUAACCAAUCAGCUGAAGUCUCAUUGAAUGCUACGGGAAAUAAUAACAAAAUUUGACCAUGUCUGCGAUAUGCAGGCUCCAUAAUCUCAAAUCCUCUCUUUUUUGUUCUGCCCACUGUUGCAAUCCCAUUAUCUUCGCCGCUUAUCAUAGAAUUGCACUAUGUGUAUCAUUGAAGGUCCUAUAUUAUACAUCGCCGUCUGAGCCCGUCUUCGGAUAUCGCUAAAUUGUUUUUGAUACUACAUGUGUAAGUGUAGAGUUCUGUUCAAUCCGGGGCUACAAAGCGAAGGCAGCUACCGCCCAUGAUCAGGCUUAAUGAAGCCGAGCCGGUAAUAUUUUCAUUUUUUGUCGUGUUGGGCAACUUGUGGAGUAUCCAAUUUUUCAAUUUUAAGAUGAAAAUAUGAUAUCCCGGCGGUCUGACGUCUAUAUGGGUAAGCGUUUAAAAUUUUCUGAAGCAAUCUAGUUAAUGGUUUACCCCAUAUAAAAUUUUUAAAAUUGUGAGGCGGAUUUGCUGCUAAACUGGCAUAUAAAACACUGUGUUUUUCUUUAUUUGUUAAUGGUUUAAUACUUGAAAUAGUCAAAAAAAAAAAAAAAAAAAAAAAAAAAAAAAAAACCAAAAAAAACCCGACCAUGUCUAGUUAUUUCGGAUAUGACACGUUAAUGUUGGAUGUUGUCUUUAAUAUACAAUCUAAAAAUUGGAAAGGGAAAAAAACGAACAAAUGUCAGAUUUAGCAGUUCAUCAUACAAAUUCUGCAUUGUUUUGCCAAAGAAGUUACUGUCUGUUAGUUUAUAACUUGUAUAAAGUUAUUAGAGAGAGUGGUCCACCGUCUGAACUCAAACAUACUUUCAGAUUCGUUUUAGAGACACAUCUGACAGUUUCCUAUAUGUAUAUGGCAAACAUUUUCCUACGGAUACAAUUUCUUUAAACUUUGUGUACUCACUGAGAAUCAAGUUUAAAACGGAAAUAUGUAUUAAAAGUCAUAGCGGUGCUUGAUCUUGAAUUAUCUGCCCUUGAAAAUCAGAAAAUACUAAGAAAUCCAAUUUUCAAGGGCAGAUAAUUCAAGAUUAAGGCCAGAGAACUGUGCAUUUUAAUUUAUAUUUCUGUUUUAGUCAUCAUUUGCAUUCAGUAUACAAAGUUUAAAGAGAUUCGGUCCAUGGGAAAGGCCAGGAUUUUGAGGUAUCAUUUUAUCAUGUUCAUAGUCAAGGACAUUUGCAACAGUGUCUAUAUUGACAGGGGGCCGAAAUUUUCUUAAGGAUAGAAUUUCUUCUUUAAACUGUGUUUACUGACAGAGAAUCAAAUCAAAAACAAAAAUGUAAAAUAAAUCAAAUCAUUGGUACCCAGUCUUGGUCAUGAAAUAUCUGCCCUUGAAAGAAAAUACUGAAAAACCUCUUUUCAAGGGCAGAUAAUUCAAGAAGAUCAAGCACCGGUACCUAUGAUUUUUAAUGCAUAUUUCCGUUUUAAACUUAAUUCUCUGUCAGUACACAAAGUUUAAAGAAAUUCUGUCCGUAGGAAAUUUUUUGCCUAUAUAGGAAACUGUCAAAUAUGUCUUUAAUUUAAUUAUCAAAGUACAUACUCAGGUAUAGAACAUGAAUAUCAUAUAAAUGUUAUAUUACGUUUAAAUUUACGGUCUGAUUUCGUAAAAUCUAUCAUUCUUGUACCUUAGUUUGAUUUUGUAGAAUAACGACAAUAAAUUGUUGUUUUUUUUGCAAUUUCCUUGCUUUAACGGGCACGUUCAAAAUGUAAUUGGUAAAGUUCUAGGCGGUAAGGGUGAUCAGAGUAGACUUUUCUGCCCUCCAACACGAUUCUUGCAACACCGGGAAUAACUAUUGAAGAUUAGGAAAUGUAGCAAGGCAGGUUGUUGCGUAUCAAAUUUUGCAGAUGGAGAAUGGUAUAAUACCAUUACGACAUGGAAGUUUACCUGGCGCUCUGCGACUGCCAAAGAGAUAUGAAAAGUUCACCAAGGAAAAAAUGUCACCUGCUUCAAAACGGAAGUCGUCCACUGCGUUUGUACACGAAGAAACUGAGGAUGACCAACUACGGGAUAUGAUGCAAGCCAUCAUGUGGGUUAAACAAGAACUUAUACUACUUAGGCAGCAUGACAUUUUACUCAAGAGACAAUUCUGUGAUAUCCAACACACCAUAAAUACCAUGAACAAAUCCAGAAAGUACAGGAAAAGUCCCGCGACAGAUUCAAACACAAGUCUCCAGUCCAAUGAAGGGAGCGACUUCGGGUUGGAUAAUUAUUCUGUACGGUCAGCGUCAAGUGUAACAGCAUUAGACGGUACAGACACCGAAGAAGACGAUGAAAUAUACCGUCCUCGAACAUCUUCUAUGAAAACCACGCGUGAUUUGACAGCUCUCGCGAGACGGAGAGGAAGCAAGGAAUUAAUAUAAACGUUUUAAAUCUUGUUCCAGAUAGACAGGAUCUGUAUAAGUUUUACAUGUGCAUAUUUCUUUUGCAUAAAACACCUAAACAAGGACGAAUUUCGGAAGGAACUAAUAAAAUACUUUAUUAUAUACCUAUAUAAAUUCUGUAAAAAAUCGGCUUGUAUUUCACAAUUAAAUAUGAACAGGCAGAAAAAAAAUC